This is a messenger RNA of Capsaspora owczarzaki ATCC 30864, 1950 nucleotides long. RefSeq lists its product as hypothetical. NCBI's taxonomy places the organism in Eukaryota, Filasterea, Ministeriida, Capsasporidae. The coding region runs from base 62 to 1840 and encodes 592 amino acids. The record is from RefSeq and is a predicted model, not a curated record. The transcript has 2 exons.
UGCUCAUCCCACAGGAACGUUGUGCGCUGCUGGAACUGAAGCGUGAAACGAGUUUCACACAAUGGAAGUCGCGUCGCCAACCCCGACGAGCAGAUCGGCGUCGCCUCGCCUGCCACCCGGGAGCGCGAGUAGUGGCCUGCCGUUCACACGUGCAUCUCCUGCGCCGCUGUUGUCGCGCCGUGGGACGCCAAUCACCCGCGAGGAUCGCGAAGCCAUCGCUGCCAGCCUGCCGCCGCUCCCCCUCUCGGUGACGGGAUCGCCGUCCAACAGCCCCAGGACAGCCACGCCGACAAUGCUGGCACAGAGACAGCAGCCUGCAUGGACGUCUCCCAGGUCAACUAUAACACCCAUCAAGAGCGCGGCCGAGCAGGCCAUCCCGUUCGAGCUCGACUUGCACGACGACCACGACGACCACGACGACCACGACGACGAGCAUGUUCAGGACAAAGGACGCGUGGCGGGCGACAUUCGAGGCGCAUCACCGCGUCCUGCAGUCGUCUCAAUUCGGAGCCAGAGUCAAAGCGCAGGCUCAGAGCAGGGCGAGCAGCAGCAGCCGGGGUCUGCCACAAGGAUUGCACGCACACCCACUGGCAGCACAAGGCCAACUCCGACCGGCAGACGAGUAUUGUCAGUCGAGCGUCGAGGCAUCGCGUCGUCGCCAGCAGCUCUAGCAAGUCCAAGCCAAUCCUUGGAAGCAUUCACCAUCAUUUCAUCGCCAUCGCCGCUGCUCGUCAAGCGAACCAUGACUCGAGCCAGCGAUGCGCCUUCUCCCAGCGUACGCCGGUUUUGCGUCCCAGAUCUGGAGACAGACGCCGCUUCAUCCUCGAGCGCAUUGAAUACGACGAAUCUGGGGCUGCGGCUGGAUCUGACAACCAACACAGACGACGAAGAGUAUGUUGCCACUCACCCAGAUGCUCCUGCAGCCACCCAACUGCAUCAUCAUCAUCACCAACAUCAUCGUGCUUCUGCGCCGUCGGCAGCAUCUACUAGCCUUGACAUCCAGAGCACUCGCCAGUUGCAUUCCGGACUCUUGCCAAGCAGCAAUCCUUCGCCCGGCCAAGCGACUGCAGCAUCGACGCCCAACAUGUCUGCUCUCGAGGCUCAAUUUGCAGAGCUCUUCCCAGCCACCCGGCCAAAUCCUGCCCAGAUUGUCAUCCAGCACAUUCAAGCACACUCCCGAAUGCAACUGCAAGAGCAGUUUCUCCAGGCCUGCGUCGACAUGCCGACGGGUUCCCUUUCUGCCCAAAAUCCCGCCAAUCCCGCGAGCAUUCUCUCGCCCGAGCGCGAGCGGCAGAUUAACCAUGUUCGCGAGAUAUCCGCCAUGCGCAGCUCGGCGUUGAGCGACGAUAUCGAGCUGCAGCUUGCCGAGCAGCGUCGAAGCCGCCAUUCCGUAUUGGAACAGGCUGCUCAGCAGUUGAUUGCCGUGCGAAAGCAGCGCGUGGCUGCGGAACAGGCGCGACUGCAAGAGGAGGCCGAUUUGAAGGCCAAACAGGAAGCAAAGCUGCAGGCCGAGCGCGCCAAGGCGGACGCUGCUGCUGCUGCUGCUGCUGCUGCUGCUGCUGCUGCUGCUGCUGUUCAGGCCAAGCAAGAAGCCGACAAUGCAGCGACCAUUCAAGCCCACCAGCAGCAACUUCAAGCGAAGGCCAAUGCUCCAGGUGCUGCCGCUCCCGUUGCUGCGGCCCCAACUGCUGCUCUGCCCGCUGCAGCGCCUGGCCCCGCCGUUGGCGGUGUCAAGAUUGUGGCGCGCGCCAAAUCCCCCCGCCGCAUCCGGCGCUGCUGUUGGCGAAAUGGCGUCUCCGGAAGCGUUGAACGAGUAUGCUCAGAGCAAGGAACUCUAUGACAAGUUUACCACGACCGUGAAGGAUUUUCAUGGAAGACAAGUCACUCGCGCGAACUCGCAUCGAGUUCAAGAAGGCCAUCACCAUCUUGUCAACACGACGUCUGCCUUGG